AUGGAGGUCUCGUUGCCACCGGCGUCGGCACUUACCCCCAACGGUCUCGCGUCGCCGGCCCCUUUCCCGACCAUCGAGCCGGAGCGCGUGCUGGACCAUCUCGUCGCCGUCUGCCAGGUGGCCCUUGGCGCGACCAAGGAGGAGCUCGAGCAGCCUGGAAGCUUGCUUAGCAGCGCGCGUCAUGCUGAGACGGUCACUCGCUGCACGCGAUUUGCCAACGAUAACCAAAAUGUGCUCUACAUUCAAAAGGACAUUGCUACGUCUUCCACUGUGGAUGCGCGAAGCGACGUUGCUGUUCCGUCGUCAUUCCACUACACACUCACGACCGAGAUCUCGUCCACUGCCACGACCGUCGCGUCUCUUAUCCUGCUAAAAUCGCCACAGCCCAUCGACCCAACCCGAUCACUCACAGCCCAGAUCUUCAUCACAAACUUGCCUGGACCCGCUGCUCUCAACGCCGCGGUUGGAGAACAGGGCACAAGCAUUUCUCCGUGGGAGGUCCUACACUCGCAGGUGCACCACGCUUUGGUCCCGUACUUUGACGCCAACACCAAGAGCCAGCUGACCGCCAACGGUCUGCGCGGCCGCGCCGAUGUCGACGCCAAGACUGGUAUCCCCGUCACCAAGAAGAGGCUCAACGACCUGGAGCUGAGCCUGCUCCAUCUACAGCAGAACGUCGACAUCCCCGAGAUUUCCUUGACGUUCCACUCCAUUGUUCAGAAUGCUCUUGAAGAAGCCGAGUCUCGUCACGGCCGACCAUCCAUCGAUUCUAUUCCGUCCAUGCUGCUCCAAGACAGCACAUUCCUCAACCGCUUGCAGGCCAACGUCAACACAUGGAUUAAGUCAAUCCAGGGCGUCACCAAGAUGACGAAAGACCCUUCAUCUGCCAGCGAAUUCACAACAGCCAGCCAGGAAGUCAACUUCUGGUUGUCCAUGGAGUCGGCUCUAGAGGGCAUCGAGGGACAACUUCGCAGCGAGGGCGUUCUGUUGACCCUCGAGAUUCUCAAGCACGCCAAGCGCUUUCAGGCGACUGUCAGCUUCACUGCCGAUACCGGUCUCAAGGAAGCCAUGGACAAGGUACAAAAGUAUAACCAGCUCAUGCGAGACUUUCCUCUAGACGAGCUUCUGUCUGCGACAUCCCUACCCAAGGUUCAGGAAGCUAUUUCUCAAAUUUUCAGUCAUCUCACUAAAAAGCUGAGAAUUUGCCCAUACCCCAUUCGCAGAGCGCUGCCGCUGGUCGAGGCCAUCUCUGCCGAUUUGGAUGACGUGCUCCACCGGCUGCUUCCCGGCCUGGAGCUUGUCAAUCUCGAUUAUCAACAGUUCCAGACUAUCAUGCGCACUUGUGACGAGAUUUUCCAGACUUGGGAGGACAACAUCAAGGAAUUCACUAAUGUCGCCCGUGAAGUGACACGCCGCAGAAACGAGAAGUUCAUCCCCAUCAAGAUUAUCAAGAAGCAUUUGGAACUGGAGUCGCGUAUCAAGUAUGUCAGCACUUUCCGUGAUAACCACGAGCAGCUCCAGCGCACUAUCGUCAAUGUCCUUGGCCCCAACGCCACCAUCCCCGGAACAACAGAAACCACUACUACAAAUGGCAUUGUGAUGGAGGAGAUGGGCGAUGUGGACGCCGUCGAAGAGGUUCAACAGGCUUGGGAAGCUUUGCAAAAUGUUGACCUCCUGGAUGUCAGCGAGCAAGGCAAAGAGCGCUGGGUCCUGGCAGAAAACCUUUACAACGAGCGCACCACAAGAGUAGAAAACUCAAUCAUUGCGCGCCUUCGUGAUCGCCUAGCGACUGCCAAGACGGCCAACGAAAUGUUUCGCGUCUUCUCUAAGUUCAACGCACUUUUUGUGCGUCCCAAGAUUCGCGGUGCCAUUCAAGAGUACCAGAACCAGCUGAUGGAUCACGUCAAGCAGGCCAUCAACGGUCUCCACGAAAGAUUUAAGCAGCAAUAUGGCCACUCGGAAGCUCACGCAAUGGCCCAACUGCGUGACUUGCCUCCCGUAUCUGGCGCCAUUAUUUGGGCUCGCCAGAUUGAAUUUCAACUCGACGGUUACAUGCGCAAGGUAGAGGCUGUUCUUGGUCCUGACUGGACUCUGCAUGCUGAGGGCCACAAACUCCAAGAGGAAAGUGAACUGUUUAAGCACAAGCUCGAUACUGCUCGUAUUUACGAGGCUUGGCUUGCCGAUGUCGGCCGCCGCAAGAUUUCCAUCUCUGGCCAACUUUUCGACAUUGCUCGCGUCCGUUCUGCUGGUGGCAUUCUGGAGCUCGCUGUCAACUUUGAUCCCCAGAUCAUUACUCUUUUCAAGGAGACGCGUAAUUUGACGUGGCAGUCCUACUCUGUGCCUCAUGCCGUCACCACAGUGUCCAAAGAUGCCAAGCGCGUGUAUCCAUAUGCAGUAAGUCUGAUGGAGAGUGUAAGAACCCUAUCUCAAACGCUCCGUCAAAUAUCUACCAUGGGCGAGGAGUCUGUUCUACUGAAUGGUUAUCGCAAUGAUGUCUACAAACUCAUUGGUGAUGGUGUGCCACUGCGAUGGGAGUCUUUUAUCAACUCGCAUGAGCUCUUUUACACCGACCAGAGGCAGACAAGAGCAUUACUACCCGGCGCCAACGACUAUGGUCUAGCGAAGAACACGGAAAGCAAACAUGGCAUGUUCAUUCGUGGAUUCGCAGCGGCGGUGUCCGUGCUGCAAAGCAAAGCUGUUGCUUUGAGCUAUAUUCAUGCUACAGUUGAACAGGCUCUCAAAGAGCUUGGCGCAUGCGACUAUGAUCCUGCUGCCUUCCAGUCGAGACUCGACACUAUUCAGGCUGCAGUUGAUCAGCUGAAUCUGGAACAAUACGUCAACCUUGAAUUCUGGGUCCGAGAUCUAAACAAGAAGAUCCAAGCUGCUCUGCUCGACCGUCUGCACAGUGCCAUUCAGUCGUGGAUCGCUGCGUUUGAAGACGAGACCUUCGAGGGCACCCGCCGCAAACCCAUCGCUGAAGAGGAAGCCAAGCCUACAGCGCCCACCAUGAAGCGCCUGAUUCUGGAAGUAGCCAUGCGCAACCAGGUCAUCUAUCUUGACCCACCUAUGGAGUACGCCAGAGCCAGCUGGUUCUUACACUUACAUGAGUGGCUAGGUAUUGUCUGUAACUUGCGCAAGAUCAAGGCCGCCCGUUACCAGAUGAGCCUCAACACUUCCAUUACUGACGAGGCUCGCUUCACCGAUCUGCCCACUGAGUGUGCUGAUACACUCCGACGAGUCUACGUGUCCGUCGAGAAGAAGCUACACGAAAUCAGCGCCUACGUGGACAAGUGGCUGCAGUUCCAGUCCCUUUGGGAUCUCCAAUCCGAGCAAGUUUAUGACAUGCUUGGCGACCAUCUACCGCGCUGGCUGGAGUGCUUACAAGAUAUCCGAAAGGUGCGCACCACAUUCGAUACCCAGGAAGUCAGCCGCUCCUUUGGCCAUCUUACCGUUGAUUACGACCAAGUCCAAACCAAGGUGAACGCCAAAUACGACCAAUGGCAGCAGGAGAUACUCAUCAAAUUUGCUGGUCGCCUCGGAACUCGCAUGCGCGAAGUCAACGCCGAUAUUGAAAAAGCUCGCAAGAGUCUUGAGGGCCAGAGUUCUGACACCUCGUCCACAGCCCAAGCUGUUCAGUUCAUUACUGCUGUCCAGACCUGCAAGAAAAAUGUGAAGCUGUGGGCUCCUGAGAUUGACAUGUUCCGCCAGGGCCAGUCUACGCUUGUCCGCCAACGGUAUCACUUCCCAAAUGACUGGCUACACAUUGAACAAAUCGACAGCCAGUGGGAGGCUCUCAAGGAGAUUCUCGAGAAGAAGUCCCGUGUCAUGGAAGAACAGUCGGACGCUAUGCGAGCCAACAUUAUUGCCCAGGACAAACUUGUCAGCGGACGUAUUGCGGAGAUUGUGGUCCAAUGGAACGAAGACAAGCCUGUCUCUGGUACAAUUCAACCUGACAUUGCGUCUGCGACGCUGAGCGGCUUCGAGACUCGUAUUUCUGCCCUCCAGGAGGAUUUGCAGCAAGUCAUCAAGGCCAAGGAAGCACUUGACCUUCCCGGAUCCGCAGACGAUUCGCUUGAAGCUACGCUGGAGGAAGUCCGCGAUUUCCAGUCUGUCUGGUCUAACCUCUCCACCAUUUGGGCCAAUUUGAACGAAACUCGAGACAUCCUCUGGACAGCUGUUCAGCCUCGUAAGAUCCGCUCCAAGGUGGACGAUCUCAUCAAGAGUACCAAGGAGAUGCCCAGCAGAAUGCGCCAGUAUGCUGCAUUUGAACAUGUUCAGGGCAUUCUGCGUGGGUUCCUCAAAGUCAACCCUACUCUGUCCGAUCUCAAAUCUGAUGCUAUCCGCGAGCGUCAUUGGCACAAAAUCUACAAGCAGAUUAAACCGCAAAAACGCUUUUCUCCGAGCUCUAUGACACUUGGUGAUGUCUGGGAUCUGAACUUAGUUGCCACCGAAGCCGUUGUCAAGGACAUUAUUGCCCAGGCCCAGGGUGAAAUGGCCCUUGAAGAGUUCCUGAAGCAAGUCCGCGAGACCUGGCAAAAUUACGCGCUCGAAAUGGUCAAUUACCAGAACAAAUGCAGACUUAUCCGUGGCUGGGACGAUUUGUUUGCCAAGUGCAGUGAAAACCUGAACUCUCUGCAGGCCAUGAAGCACUCGCCGUACUACAAGGAAUUUGAAGAGGAAGCCGUUUCCUGGGAAGACAAGCUCAACCGAGUGCACGUGUUGUUUGACGUAUGGAUCGAUGUGCAGCGGCAGUGGGUGUACCUCGAAGGUGUUUUUACCGGCAAUGCCGACAUCAAGCACCUCCUCCCCAUCGAGUCUGGCCGCUUUCAAAAUAUUAACAGCGAAUUCCUGGCCGUUAUGAAAAAGGCAAACAAGACACCCUAUGUGCUUGAUGUUCUCAACAUUCCCAACGCCCAAAAGUCUCUUGAGCGCCUAGCUGAAAUGCUGAACAAGAUCCAGAAAGCCCUUGGUGAAUAUCUCGAAAAGGAACGUGUUUCGUUCCCUCGAUUCUACUUUGUUGGUGACGAAGAUCUGCUUGAGAUGAUUGGCAACAGCAACGACACUCUCCGUAUUGCCAAGCACUUCAAGAAGAUGUUUGCAGGUCUUUGUGGCCUGGUUAUGGACGACGAGACAAUUAUUUCCGGAUUCACCUCGAAGGAGGGCGAAGUCGUCAAGUUGAACAAGCAAAUUUCCUUGGCCCAGACGCCGCGCAUCAACGACUGGCUGGCUUUGCUCGAGGGUGGUAUGAAAACCAGCCUCGCUGACCUCCUUUCCGAGGCCGUGGAACUGUACAACCCCAUAUUCCAGUCUAGCACCAUUGACAAAGCAGCACUGCGCGACUACAUGGAAGUCUUCCCUAGCCAGAUUGUGGUUCUUGCUUCCCAGGCUGUCUGGACCACUGCUGUUGAGGAUUCCCUCAUCAACGGCGGUCACAAUCUCCAGGAUCUGUUUGAGCGCGAAGUCCAGAUUCUCCGUGUGCUUGCUGACACCGUUCUCGAGGAGCUGCCCAUUAUCCUCCGCAAGAAGUGCGAACAAAUGAUUACCGAAUGCGUCCACCAGCGAGACGUGAUUGACAAGCUCGUUGCCGCCAAGGCGGAUUCCCCUACGCACUACUUCUGGCAGCUGCAGAUGCGCUACGUCUACUCAUCUCAAGGCCCUGCCCUUGACCGUCUGCAUAUCAAGAUGGCUAAUGCUAAGCUAAACUACGGCUUCGAAUAUCUUGGUGUUCCAGACCGUCUUGUGCGCACACCGCUCACAGAUCGAUGCUUCUUGACCCUCACCCAAGCUUUGUGUCAACGCCUUGGUGGCUCUCCUUACGGACCUGCCGGUACUGGUAAAACUGAGUCGGUCAAGGCGCUUGGUGCAAUGGGUCGUAUCUUCCUUGGUAUCUGCCAGGUCGGUGCUUGGGGCUGUUUCGACGAGUUCAACCGUCUCGAGGAGCGUAUCCUCUCUGCCGUUUCACAGCAGAUUCAGAACAUCCAGCUCGGCUUGAAGCGCGGCGGCGAGGGCGAUGACUCCCAGAUUGACCUUAUUGGGCGUCAGCUGCGCGUUAACGAGAAUACGGGCAUCUUCAUCACCAUGAACCCGGGCUAUGCAGGCCGCUCCAACCUGCCCGACAACUUGAAGAAGCUCUUCCGCAGUGUCGCCAUGUCCAAGCCCGAUAAGGAGCUUAUUGCCGAGGUCAUGCUGUACUCUCAGGGUUUCAACCAAGCCAAAAAACUCUCCAAGCAGGCUGUUCCAUUCUUCGACAUGUGCUCCAAGCAACUCUCCAAGCAAGCGCAUUACGAUUUUGGUCUGCGUGCGCUGAAGAGUGUUUUGGUCAGCUCCGGUGGCCUCAAGCGAGCCCGUAUCACUAACACCGAGCUCGGUACCGGGGUAGUUAUGGAGCCCGAAAUUAUUGUGCAGAGUAUCCGCGAGACUAUUGCGCCGAAGCUCAUCAAAUCUGAUGUCGAUAUCAUGACAAAUAUUGAGGGCGAAUGCUUCCCCGGCGUCAAAUAUGUGCCAGCCAAUCUGCAUGCCCUCGAGGAGGCUAUUCGUGCCAUUGCGGCGGAGAGACAGUUGGUCGUUACCGAUAUUUGGAUGACGAAGGUCCUCCAGCUCUAUCAAAUUCAAAAUAUUCACCAUGGUGUUAUGAUGGUCGGAAAUUCUGGUAGCGGAAAGUCGGCUGCUUGGAAAUUGCUGCUUGACGCUCUCCAACGCGUUGAGGGCAUCGAAGGAAUUUCUCACGUCAUUGACUCCAAGGUUAUGUCCAAGGAAGCUCUCUAUGGUAACCUCGACUCUACAACCCGCGAGUGGACCGACGGUCUCUUUACGAGCAUUCUGCGAAAAAUCGUUGACAACUUGCGUGGUGAGGACUCUAAGCGUCACUGGAUCGUCUUUGAUGGUGAUGUCGACCCCGAAUGGGUCGAAAACUUGAACAGUGUUCUAGACGACAACAAGCUGCUCACCCUGCCUAAUGGUGAACGUCUGAACCUGCCUUCCAAUGUUCGCAUUAUGUUUGAAGUUGAAACGCUCAAGUAUGCCACCUUGGCUACAGUAUCUCGUUGUGGUAUGGUCUGGUUCAGCGAGGAAACUGUAACACCCAAGAUGGUCAUCAGCAACUACCUCGAGUCGCUGCGCAAUGUGCCCUUUGAGGAUCUUGAUGAGGACAGUGUCGCCACGGGCCAGAGCGCCGCCAAAACACUCGCCGUACAGAGCCAGGCUGCAGACCUUCUCCAGAGCUAUCUCGAAGGCGAUGACUUUGUUAUGCAAGCCCUCGAAAAGUCGGAAAAGUACAACCAUAUCAUGGAGUUUACCAUUGCUCGUGUACUCACCACCAUGUUCUCCCUCCUCAACAAGGCCGUUCGCGACAUUAUUGAGUACAAUGGCCAGCACAGCGACUUUCCUCUCGAGCUGGAGCAGGUUGAGGCAUUCCUCCCCAAGAGACUACUACUUGCUCUUGUGUGGGCCUUUACCGGCGACUGUCCUCUCGAUGAUCGCAAAGCCUUUGGUGAUGAGAUUUGUGCCUUUGCCAACUUUGGCUCCCCGCCUCUUGACGGUUCCAGCUCGCUAAUCGACUUUGACGUGAACCUACCCAAGGCUGAGUGGACCUCUUGGCAGACCCAAGUGCCAACCAUUGAGGUCAACACGCAUUCCAUCAUUCAGACCGACGUUGUGAUUCCUACGCUGGACACUGUACGCCACGAAGACGUCCUGUACUCUUGGCUGGCUGAGCAUAAGCCGCUCCUGCUUUGCGGUCCUCCUGGUUCCGGUAAAACGAUGACACUGUUCAGUGCCCUUCGCAAGCUGCCCAACAUGGAAGUCGUCGGCCUCAACUUUUCUAGUGCCACUACCCCCGACCUUCUGAUCAAGACUUUUGAGCAGUACUGCGAGUACAAGAAGACACUGAACGGCGUGAUGCUAUCGCCCACGCAGAUUGGACGCUGGCUUGUUGUCUUUUGCGAUGAAAUAAACUUGCCCGCGCCCGACAAGUACGGAACUCAGCGCGCCAUUUCCUUCCUUCGCCAGCUUGUUGAGCACAAUGGUUUCUGGCGCACAUCGGAUAAGUCAUGGGUGACGCUUGAUCGUAUCCAGUUUGUUGGUGCCUGUAACCCGCCCACCGAUGCUGGAAGAACGCCCAUGGGCGCCAGAUUCCUCCGCCACGCUCCUCUCAUUAUGGUUGACUACCCCGGUGAGCUGUCUCUCAACCAGAUUUACGGCACAUUCAACUCGGCCGUGCUCAAGAUCAUCCCCGCUCUUCGUGGAUACGCCGAGCCGCUCACGCAAUCCAUGGUACGCUUUUACCUCGAGUCACAGAAGCGCUUUACGCCCAAGAUCCAGCCGCACUACGUAUACAGUCCCCGUGAACUCACCCGCUGGGUGCGUGGUAUCUAUGAAGCUAUCAAACCGCUCGAGACACUAUCAAUCGAAGGCCUGGUCCGUAUCUGGUCCCACGAAGCUCUGCGUCUAUUCCAAGAUCGUCUGGUGGCGGAAGACGAGCGUAAGUGGACAGAGGAUUCCGUUCACAAGAUUGCGCUGCAGUACUUCCCGACAAUUGACGAGGAAAAGGCUCUCGGAGGGCCGAUCCUCUUCUCCAAUUGGCUGUCAAAGAAUUAUAUUCCCGUCGAUCGUGAGCAGCUGCGCGACUUUGUUAAAGCUCGCCUCAAGACUUUCUGCGAAGAAGAGGUGGACGUACCUCUUAUCCUCUUCAACGACGUGCUGGAGCAUGUUUUGCGGAUCGAUCGUGUGUUCCGCCAGCCUCAGGGCCAUUUGAUUCUCAUUGGUGUCAGUGGCUCCGGAAAGACAACGCUCUCGCGCUUCGUCGCCUGGAUGAACGGCCUCAAAGUGUUCCAGAUCAAGGUGCACGGCAAGUACUCUGCCGAGGACUUUGACGACGACUUGCGCGAGGUCUUGCGCCGCUGUGGCUGCAAGGGCGAAAAGAUCUGCUUCAUCAUGGAUGAAGCCAACGUUCUGGACUCCGGUUUCCUGGAGCGCAUGAACACCUUGCUGGCCAACGCAGAAGUCCCCGGUCUGUUUGAAGGUGACGAGUAUGCAGCUCUCAUGACUGCUUGCAAGGAAGGUUCACAGCGCCAGAACUUGCACUUGGACUCUCCGGAAGAAUUGUACAAAUGGUUCACUCAACAGAUUGUCAAUAACCUCCACGUUGUUUUUACCAUGAACCCGCCUGAGGAUGGUCUCACUUCCAAGACUGCGACAAGCCCUGCGCUUUUCAACCGUUGCGUGCUUAACUGGUUUGGAGACUGGUCCGACCAGGCACUAUUCCAGGUCGGCCACGAACUUACACAGUCUAUUGAUCUGGAUAAGAGCAGUUGGUCUGCACCUGAUACUGUGCCCGUUGCCUAUCGUGGCCUCACCCUGCCACCUUCUCACCGCGAGACUAUUGUCAACUCGAUGGUGUAUAUUCACUACUCGCUCGCGCGAUAUAACGAGAAGCUGUACAAGCAACAGAAAAAGAUCACCUUCCUUACCCCACGUCAUUUCCUGGACUUUGUGGGCCAGUAUGUCAAGUUGUACACGGAAAAGCGCGAGGAUCUCGAGGAACAGCAGCGUCAUUUGAAUGUCGGUCUCGAGAAGCUGAGAGACACUGUUGACAAGGUGCGCGAUCUUCGCGUCAGCCUGGCCGAGAAGAAGGGACAGCUUGAACAGAAGGAUGCGGAGGCGAACGAGAAACUGCAGCGCAUGGUUGCAGACCAGCGCGAAGCAGAGCAGAGGAAGAACACAUCGUUGGAGAUUCAAGCUUCUCUGGAGAAGCAGGAGGCGGAAGUGGCCACGCGAAGGAAGGUCGUGUUAGAGGAUCUCGACAAGGCUGAACCCGCCGUCGAAGAGGCCAGGGCUAGUGUCAGCAACAUCAAGCGUCAACACCUGACUGAAGUCCGAUCAAUGGGUAGCCCGCCGCAGGGUGUCAGACUUGCGCUGGAAGCCGUCUGCACGCUGCUCGGGCACCGAAUCAAUGACUGGAAAAGUGUGCUGGCCAUUGUGCGCAAGGACGACUUUAUUGCGAGCAUUCUUAUGUUUGACAAUGCCAAGCAGAUGACGAGAUCGCUGCGAAACAAAAUGCGCAACGAUUUCUUUUCCAUUCCCGAAUUUACCUUUGAAAAGGUUAACCGAGCUUCCAAGGCGUGCGGUCCCCUCGUCCAAUGGGUCUCGGCUCAGGUCAACUACUCCGACAUUCUUGAUCGUGUAGGACCCCUGAAGGAAGAAGUUACGCAACUUGAGGAGCAGGCUCUACAAACCAAAGCCAACGCCAAGGCCGUCGAGAACAACAUUGCAGAGCUCGAGUCCAGUAUCAACACGUACAAGACUGAAUAUGCUGCGCUCAUCAGCGAGACCCAAGCAAUCAAGGCGGAAAUGUCAAAGGUUCAGUUCAAGGUCGAUCGCAGUGUCCGCCUGCUGGAUAGUCUCUCCUCUGAACGCGCCCGAUGGGAGGAAGGCAGCAAGUCGUUUGAGACGCAAAUCAGCACUCUUGUCGGCGACGUCCUGGUUGCUGCCGCCUUUCUCGCGUAUAGCGGUUUGUACGACCAGCAGUUCAGAAAGUCCAUGAUGGAUGACUGGUUGCACCAGCUAUACCUCUCUGGCAUCCAGUAUAAAACACCGAACCCGGUUACCGAGUACCUUUCAAGUGCGGAUGAACGCUUGGGCUGGCAAGAGAACUCGCUGCCAGUGGAUGACCUUUGCACUGAAAAUGCAAUUAUCCUCAAGCGCUUCAACCGUUACCCAUUGAUUAUCGACCCCUCUGGCAGAGUCACCGAAUUCUUACAAAAGGAGUGCAAGGAUCGUCGCUUGACCGUGACCAGCUUUCUGGAUGACACGUUUACGAAGCAACUUGAGUCCUCGCUCCGUUUCGGCAACCCCAUCUUGAUCCAGGAUGCGGAGCAUCUCGACCCGAUCCUGAACCAUGUUCUCAACAAAGAAUACCAGCGCACUGGUGGUCGUGUCCUGAUCCAGCUUGGCAAGCAGGAGAUUGAUUUCUCGCCAGCCUUUAAGCUGUAUCUUUCUACGAGAGAUCCGUCGGCCACUUUUGCUCCCGAUAUUUGCAGUCGUACCACGUUUGUCAACUUUACCGUCACGCAAAGCAGUUUACAGACGCAGUCGCUCAACGACGUUCUCAAGUCGGAGCGUCCCGACGUAGAUGAGAGGCGUUCCAACCUCAUUAAGCUGCAGGGCGAGUUUAAGGUCCAUCUACGACAGCUGGAAAAGCAACUUUUGCAGGCCCUCAACGAAUCUCGUGGCAACAUUUUGGAUGACGACAACGUCAUUGAGACUCUGGAGACACUCAAGCGAGAGGCGGCCGAGAUUUCUGCCAAGAUGAGCAACACGGAAGGUGUCAUGGCGGAGGUGGAAGAAAUUACGCAACAAUACGCUGUCAUUGCCCGAGCAUGCAGCGCCGUUUUCGCUGUGCUUGAGAACCUUCAUUACCUCAACCACUUUUACCAGUUCUCGCUACAAUACUUCUUGGACAUAUUCCAGUCCGUGCUGCACAACAACCAGAGUCUGGCCAACGUGACGAAUCACAACGAGCGCCGUGACAUUAUUGUCAAGGAAUUGUUUAUCAACACGUUCAAACGAACAGCGCUCGGUCUACUACAGAAAGAUCGCGUCGCACUGGCACUCCUGCUGGCACAGGCAACACCGUACAAGAUGGACAAGUCUCUGCUCGACCAUGUUUUGGACAAGCGAUUUGAAGGACGUGAUCUAUCGUCCAACCCUGAGGCGCGAGACGAAGCCUUUAUCGAAGCGAGGAAGAUUGGCGCGCUGAAGGAGCUUCUCGACGGAGUGGCCACGUCGGACUGGGACAAGUUCUUUACCGAGGAGCUUGGCGAGAAUGCUGUGCCCAAGGUUUGGAGUGAGAAUGCGAAUGCCAUGGACCAAGCCCUUUUUGCGCUCCUGCUGGUCAAGUGCUUCAGGAUGGACCGUUUCGUGCCUGCCGCCGAGAGGUUUGUGGCGCAAGUCUUUGGAGCUGAAACAUUUGAUAUUGUGGAAGAUUUAAAGGGCACGGCGGUGCAAGUAUCUGCUACGCUGCCCAUUGCGCUUGUUUCUACGCCUGGUUUCGAUGCUAGCUACAAGGUGGACAAUCUGGUGGAGAGAGUCAAGGUCGGGUGCACCAAUAUUGCCAUGGGUUCCAACGAAGGACUGGCGAGCGCGGACAAGGCCAUCACGAGUGCGGCCGAGACGGGAUCGUGGGUUCUUGUCAAGAAUGUUCACUUGGCGCCGACGUGGCUGCAAAGCUUGGAGAAGCGGAUGGAGUCGCUGAACCCGCACAAGGACUUUCGCCUGUUCCUCUCUAUGGAAUCGAGCCCAAAGAUUCCUGUCAAUUUGCUGCGUGCUUCGCGCGUGCUCAUGUACGAACAGCCGGCGGGUGUUCGUGCCAACAUGAAGGACUCGAUGUCGUCGCUGUCAACGCGGGCGACCAAGCGACCAGUCGAGCGCGCGCGGCUGUACAUGCUCAUUUCGUUUUUGCACGCCGUUGUGCAGGAGAGAUUGCGGUAUGCGCCGACUCUUGGUUGGAAUGGGUUCUGGGAAUUCAACGACAGCGACUACGAAUGCUCUGCUUUCAUCAUUGACACUUGGCUGGACAAUGUGGCGGGCAACCGUACCAACAUUGCGCCGCAAAACAUCCCAUGGGACAUGAUUCGCUACCUGGUGACGGAGACAUAUGGCGGCAAGGUGGAUGACGAGGGUGACUUUGACCUGCUGCGGCAGCUGGUGCACCAGAUGCUAACACCGGCGGCGUACGAGGCGGACCACAAGCUGGUGGAGGGGCCGGAUGGGGGGCUGACGGUGCCGUCAGGGACAAGCCUGGAUGAGUUUAUGGCGUGGGUGCACAACCUGCCGGAGCGUGAGCCGCCGACGUACCUGGGUCUGCCGGCGAACGCGGAGAAGCUUCUGCUGGGCGGACUGGGACGCAGCCUGGUUGAGAAUGUGAGAAGCGUGACGGAGAUUUUGGAUGAGGGAGAGCAGCUGAUGGCUGACGCAUGA
Molecule: messenger RNA, 12975 nt
Organism: Cordyceps militaris CM01
Lineage: Eukaryota; Fungi; Ascomycota; Sordariomycetes; Hypocreales; Cordycipitaceae
Product: dynein heavy chain, cytosolic (DYHC)
Exons: 3
Coding region: 1-12975 (4324 amino acids)
Biological process (GO): microtubule-based movement
Cellular component (GO): dynein complex
Molecular function (GO): dynein intermediate chain binding; minus-end-directed microtubule motor activity; ATP hydrolysis activity
Source: RefSeq, a predicted model, not a curated record